AUGGGAGCAGAAGUCUCAGUCAUUCCUGCUACCCGUUUAGAUAAAACAAUUGAAUCGGAUAUCAAAUUAUACGCAGCCAAUGGAACUCGUAUCGCUACUUGCGAUCGCCGGCUUAUUGACAUAGAAACUGGUAUUGGAGCAGGCGGUAAAUUAGAGCUCGCCUCCAUUAUUGGUAUCUCUACUAUAAACAAAGAUGAGCCCUAUGCACCUAUUCUUAAGCAGUUCCCUGAAGUUUUUGGGACCACUAUACAUAAAGCUUCAGCAAAACAUGACGUUGUGCACUUCAUAUCAACAACUGGACCUUCAGUCCAUGAACGACCUCGACGACUGACAACCAACAUACUAAAAAAAGCCCGAGAAGAGUAUCAGUUCAUGAUUGAUCAGGGUAUUUGCCGCCCUUGUAGCAGUCCCUGGGCUAGUGCACUUCAUAUGGUGCCAAAAAAAGAUGGCGAUUAG
Molecule: messenger RNA, 456 nt
Organism: Chelonus insularis
Lineage: Eukaryota; Metazoa; Arthropoda; Insecta; Hymenoptera; Braconidae
Exons: 2
Coding region: 1-456 (151 amino acids)
Source: RefSeq, a predicted model, not a curated record